UUUCUAUAUUGGUCUUCAAAGCGCUUGAUACACGAUUCAAAUCAAAGUAGAGUAGCAGUAAUACAUCAUAGAACCGUCCAAAUAUAAGUAGUGAUUCGUCCAAACGAAGCUUAUAAGUAUAAAAUGUUAGGAACGUGCAUUUUCAAUUAUAGGGCCAGUUUUUUUCGGUGUCAGUUAAAAAGCAACUGGGCUGUGAAAUUUUUCGUAAUUUUUCAAUUUUUUCUUCUUUCUCUUCUUUCUCUCUUAUUUUACUCAUAAUACCAGCUUUUUCGACCACUUUUGGUUUUGGUUUAUUCGCCAAGAAAAACUCAAGAAUACAUUAUACAGCACAAAAAUGACAACGGAAGCAAAAGAGAAUUUUGUUCGAGUGGUGUCUUUUGAUACUAUGACAGAUAAAGACUUGCCAAAUUAUUCAUUCACAUUAAGAGGGAAAUCGCCAGGAUAUAAACGUACAAGGCGUUCAAGAACAUUUAUGGUCGCAACAGACUUGGCCAAUUAUAGUGAAUACGCCCUCGCAUGGGCAAAUGAUGAAAUUAUGGAUGAUGGAGACGAGCUCAUUGUAUUAAGGGUAGUUACAGUUGAUAUGAAUGACAAAAAAGGUGACAUCACUAGUCUGUUAGAACAUGAAGCAAAACAAUCAAGAGAAAAAGCAAACCAAGUAAUGGAACGGAUUAUGAAGAAGAGUGAAGAGGAUAAAAAGAUUAGAGUCAUCAUUGAAUUUGUAAUCGGCAAGGUUCAAGAGACUAUUCAGCAUAUGAUUUCAAUGUAUCAGCCCUCACUGUUGAUUGUUGGAACGAGAGGACUUUCCGAGUUCAAAGGCAUGUUACUCAACAGCGUUUCGAAAUACUGCCUUCAACAUUCACCUGUCCCUGUAGCAGUUGUACGACCAGAGGAUAAGCUCAAAAAGACUUCAGGAUUGAAAGGAUUAAUGAAAAUCAGUAGCAAUACCAGUGAUGAAGAUCAGGAAGAGGAUCAAGCCAGUAGUAAUAAUAGUACUGUUAAUAGCAGCAAUGUAGAUAAAAAGUUCGGCAAAUUAAGUAUCACUGGUGGCUGGAUUUCUCGUACACGCUCUACUUCACCAAGUUAACUUUAUAAUGUACCGAAAUCAUCGUUUUCCAACGAAAAAAAAUAAAGCAUUCAUUAAACAAAUGACAGCGAAACUUAUAUCUUUAGUAACUGCCACUGAUGCUAUGUGCUUUCCUCUUACAGUGCGUAUAUCAACUCAAUUAGCAGAGAUGGAAUUAUUUGUAGACAAUACCAACUUUACAGGGUUGUUUAGUAAACAGAAUUAUUCAGCUGCUGGUAAUGGAUCAGCACAAAUAUACGGUUUCACCGCUGGCUUUAUAAUUUUCUGAUGAUCUUCGUUGCCAUUUUUAGCCAUGUCUUUUUGUUUCUGAAUA
Messenger RNA from Mycotypha africana, 1400 nucleotides. RefSeq lists its product as uncharacterized. The record is from RefSeq and is a predicted model, not a curated record. The coding region runs from base 335 to 1087 and encodes 250 amino acids. Lineage: Eukaryota; Fungi; Mucoromycota; Mucoromycetes; Mucorales; Mycotyphaceae. The transcript has 4 exons.